Phytophthora nicotianae INRA-310 is the source of this 150-nucleotide messenger RNA. RefSeq lists its product as hypothetical. Lineage: Eukaryota; Oomycota; Peronosporomycetes; Peronosporales; Peronosporaceae. The record is from RefSeq and is a predicted model, not a curated record. The transcript has a single exon. The coding region runs from base 1 to 150 and encodes 49 amino acids.
AUGUCAGCAGUGGAUGGUGCAGGUUCGACGUGUCCAGCAGCAGGCUCACCAGCAACGAAGACCAGCUUCCAGCUCUUCAACCAGAUCCGGAGCUUCACCUGUUGCUCCACUGCCUUCACCUACGAGUGUUGCCGAGCUAACCGCAAGUAG